Molecule: messenger RNA, 1466 nt
Organism: Paramecium octaurelia
Lineage: Eukaryota; Ciliophora; Oligohymenophorea; Peniculida; Parameciidae
Source: the annotation of a GenBank genome assembly
AUGAGAAUGGUAAUACCACCUGUAGCAUUUUGUACAUUUGUUCCAACAGAUGAUUCGAACAUUCGACAUUUUCAUUCAAUCAAAUCAUCUUUCAAUACCAGUAAAGUUGAUUAUUACACUUAUAGAUAAAUUUGAAGAUAUCUAUGAUCAAUUAUCAGGAUAAGUAUAAAACUAAUUAAAUUACAAUGAAUUCAAAGAAACUUUAUAAACAAUUAAAAAGAGAACAGGUCCCAUUUAAUAUUGGUCAUAUUCUACUCCAAAUCCAGCCUCUCCUGCUGUAAUUGUUGCAUUUUAAAAUAACUUAGCACCUGGGUUAAUAACUUGGGAAUAUGAUAAUACCAACUUAAAAAGUUUUAUCAUCAAAGAUUAUAGUUAACCAUCCUUUUUAGAAUUCAUAAUGAACAAUCCUAAUAAAACUGCUAUGACUAUUAUUGCCGAUGAUUAGCCUUUAUUAAGAUAUCAUGGUAAUCGAUUAUAAGAUCUGAUGAGUGUAUUCAAAAUACCAAUAGCAAUAGAAUUCUCAAGAUAGGUAAGUCAAGGAUUACUUGAUCCAGAAAGCUGGAUUUCAGUUGAAGAUAUAAAUAAAUUCUAUAUUGAGGGAUUUGACUUGUCACAUCAAUUAUUUUUAGAAAAUUGGGGGAAAAUGAGAAAAAUUUAAGAUGGAAAAGUGAAACUAAUUGAAAUUGCUAACGGAAUGAUAGCAUUAAGUUCUAAUGCUAAUACUGAAUUCUUGUAGUCCUUGUUAACUCUAAAAUCAAUUUAGAAAACAAUCAAUAAAUUAAAAUUGAAAUAGACUACUUCUUAUUAUUUGAACUCAUUUCUAUUGUCAUAUAUAAACAUAAAGGAUGUAGCAAGAGAUCAGUAUAUAGCUGAAAUUAAAUCUUACAAUGAGGAAUCAAUUAAAUAAAAGAGUAAUGAGAUCCACAAUUUGUUAAUUUAAGGUGGUUAACAAGCAUAGGAACUAUUAAAAAGAGGAAAAGAAUUAUUAGAUGGAGAAGUCUUAGGAAUUUAAGCUUAGUUAUUUACUAAAUCAACUACUAAUUCUUAUGCUAAUUUGUUAAAUAAAUUAAACAAGGAAACUAUUUUUGAUAAGUAAUUCUAUGAGGUAUUUUAUCCGUUGAUAGGAUAUGUCUCACUUUAAAAUCCUGCUCUAGCCAAGAUCUAUAAGCAUGUUGGAGUAUAUAUAAUAAAAAUUAAAAAAGGUCAAAGGAGGAUCCUCAGCAUAUUACAAUCAAAAGCAAUGUGUCCUAUCAAUCGCAUAUUUUUACGAAUUAAGCCAAAAAAACCAUUAUAAUAAAGUUUCUUUGGCCUUAUUUACUGAAGAUUUAGAUUAUGAAACUGAAUUUGUACCAUUAGUGACUUAAUUCAAUUGUUUUACAGGCUUAUUGGGGCUCAAUGAAGAUUAUCUUUAAGCUGUUGCUAAUAAAUUAUAAACUAUAAAACCUAGUAGAAAAUAAAAAACUUGA